Molecule: messenger RNA, 2866 nt
Organism: Effrenium voratum
Lineage: Eukaryota; Dinophyceae; Suessiales; Symbiodiniaceae
Source: the annotation of a GenBank genome assembly
GGCGGAAGCUGCCGCGGAGCAACUGGAGGAGCGCCGCAAGCAGCUCACGGAGGCGCUGACAGGUUUGGAGGGCGAGCGCGACGUGAAGAUGGAAGCACUCGCCAAAGCACGUCUGGCAGCCGAAGAGGAACGGCGCCUCCAGCGGGAGGGCGAAGAGCGAGGUGCUGCGCGCUUGUCCGAGCUCGGCCGCGCAAGGAAGGAGGUGGAAGAAGCCGCCGCCGCUCUGGAAGCAGAGCGCCCACAGGUGCAGGCGGCGGAGCAGCACUUCCGGGCCCUUGAGCAACGGCGCCAGGUGUGCAGCAGCGAGCGGGAGCAGCUUUUGGCCAAGCAGGGCCGCAAGGGUCAGUUCCGCACCGUGGAGGAGCGCAAUGCGGCGCUGGACGAGGAGCUGCGCCUGCGGGAGCAGAAGUUGGAAGAAGCCAGGCGCAAGAUGGAUGCAGGGUCGCAGCGAGAGGAAAAGAAGGCGGAAGCUCAGGCGCAGGCGAGUGAGGUGGCCACCCGCGGUCGAAAGGAGUUGGCCGGCAAGGAGAAAGAGCUCAAAGACCUGGGCUCAGUGGUGCGUGGCCUGGGUGACCAGCUGGAUGCUGGCGCGGAAAAGCUGCGGCUGCUGCGCCAGGACCGCAACCGCGCAGUGCGGGAGGUCGACAAAGUCCGGCAGGAGGUCGGCACCCAUCGACACCGCCUGGAAGGGACCCAGCCAAGAGCCAACCGCCAGGCGGUCUCUGCGGUGCUGCGCUGGGCAGAGGAGCAAGGCUUUCAUGAUCGCAUCAGGGGCACCCUCUUGUCCCACCUCGAGGUGGCUCCUACCUUCCGCGCUGCUGUGGAGAGCUUCGCAGGCAACGCCCUCUUCAACAUCUUGGCCAUGGAUGACGACGCUGCAGCGCAGGCGGUGAAGCACGUGAGGACACGGCGCUUGGGCGCCGUGGUGGUGACACCCCUGAGUCAGUUGCCGCUGAAAGAGCAUCAGCUUCCAGCCAUGGAGGGCGUCAAGGCCUUGGUGGACGUGGUCCGGUGCCCGUCCUGGGCACGGCCAGCAGUGCAACAGGUCUUCGGGAAGGCAGUGGUGUGCCUGAACAUGGAGCUGUGUGAAGAGGUGGCGAAGAGGCACGGCAUUGACGCCAUCUCGCUGGAUGGGGACCGGGUCAGCCGCAAGGGGGUGAUCACCGGGGGCUUCCAAGACCCCCGGCGCUUUGUCCGCCUCGGCCUGGCGGAGGCCAUCCGGGCUGCGGAGCAACGCUUGGAGAAGGCCCAGUCCCAAAUGCCGGAGUUAGAUGCCCAGAUUGACACCGUGGGUGACGAGGUCAACACUUUGCACAAUGAACGUCGGUCCAGGCAGGAUCAGCGCGACUUGUUGCGUGCGGAGAUGCAGCGGCUUGCCGAGGAGGUGAAGCAUGCGGAGGAGACCAUCGCUCGAAGCGGGCGUGAGCUUCAGGAGCUACAGGAGUGGCGCCAUAGGAUGCAGGUGCUCAUUGGCGAAUGCGAGGCCUCCAUCGCGGCGAAGAAGGCGGAGCGGGCCUCAAAGUCCUUGACCAGCCCAGCGGCCGACACCAAGCGUUUGCAGAGCCUGACAGAGCAGUGCAAGGAGCUGGAAGCAGAAGAAUCCAAGGCUCAGGAGACCUAUCGUCAACUCCGGGCCUCCCUGGAGGAGAGGGAGGCGAUGCUGGACUCGCUGCUGCGGCCCCGCCUCCAUGCCUUGGAGCUCGAGGCCGCCAGUGGAUCGCAAGACGUCGCCCUUGAGAAAGCUGAAGAGGCAGCCCAGUUGGAGGCUCGACUGGAGCGAGAACACCGGGAGGCCACAGAGGGCGCGGAGGCGACGGGCCAGGAGUUGCAGAAGGUGACUCAGUCCUGUGACCAAGGCCGUGCCGCGCUGGAGCAGUUGCUCGCGGAGGAGCAGCGGUGCACAGACCAGGCGGCGCAGGCCAGCGUGCGGGUGGAUCAGCUGGCCGCAGAGCACGCCACCCACGAGACCAAGAAGGCGGAGGUGGACGCCAAGCUCCGUGGGCUCGCGGCAGCACCUGCGGAGGUUGAGCAAUGCCGACAGCUCACCAAGCCACAGUUGGUACAAGAGCUCUCAGAGGCCAAUCGGGCACUGCAGGGCUUCCAGCAUGUGAACCGGAAAGCUGUGGAACAGUACGAGAACUUCUCCGAGCAAUUGGUGGACCUCCGCCGUCGCAAGGAGGAGAUCGACACCGGGGAGUCGGCCAUUGCAGAGGCCAUCCAGCAAAUCGACGAGCAGAAGGAGGAAGCGGUUCUUCAGACGCUGAGACGGGUCAAUGGGCAUUUCCAGCAGGUCUUUACUGAGAUGGUGCCGGGAGGCGUCGGCAAGCUUCGGGUGAUCCGGCGUAACGAUGACGUGGACAUGACGGGCACCCAGGAGGCUGCGCUGGGAGACAUCCUUGGCGUGCGCAUUGAGGUGUCCUUCACGGGCCAAGUUCAGUCCUUCCUGGCCAUGAACCAGCUGUCUGGGGGCCAGAAGACAGUGGUUGCCCUGAGCCUCAUCUUCGCCAUCCAGCGGUUGGAGCCUGCGCCCUUCUACCUCUUGGACGAGGUGGAUGCAGCCCUGGAUGCAUCCUACCGCAGCGCACUGGCCAAUCUGGUGGCCAAAACCGCGAGGACCUCCCAGAUGGUUCUCACGACUUUUCGUCCCGAGACCCUGGAGAAGGCUGACCAGUGCUACCGCGUCUACCAGCAAAACAGGGCGAGCCGCAUCGAUGCGGUGUCCCGGGACCAGGCGGCGGAGGUCUUGCGGGAGCAGGAUCGCAUGGCGGAGGUCGAAGGCCUUGCCCUGAUGUGAGGUGGACUUGUAAUUCAACCAAGCCUUUAGUCUUGCACUCUGCAUGGAAGGGUGUUUCCAAAAAUGGGGCCC